UUUGGUUAGGAAAGAAGAGUUACUCCCCUUAGGAUACCUCUUUCCGAAAAUGGCAGACACUUGCAGAGAGAAGGGUAGCAAUGGACGACCUAGCACUGUAAUUAUAAGGGAGCCAGAUGAAGAAGGAGGUGGUGGUAUAAGAGACUGUGAGCUUGAACUGGAGAGAGCUUCAGAAGCUGAAACAAAGACAAUUAUUAUUGAGACCUGUAAACUUGGUGAUGUGACAGCACGAUGGAUAAGAGUUGGAAACUGUCUGCAUAAAACAACAGUUGUGUCUGGGGUCAUCUCUAUGGGCUGCAUGUAUUUCUAUCCAAGCCACAGCUAUAUUUAUUUACCACUUGGACUGGCCAGUGUUACCUUUGCUGGAGUGUAUGCUGUUUCUUGGCAGUUUGAUCCUUUCUGUAAAUACCAAGUGGAACACAAUGUGCACAGACUUGAGAAACUUCCUCUGCACAAUAUUGCCUCCAGUACACCAGUAGUGCUGAUUUUCCGUGAUGACUACCGACGCAAGGUUCUACAUAAUUUUGUAGCAUUGGCAGCAACAGGACUUUGUGCAUGGAAAAUCUACAAAUUGUUCAUCGAGUGAUCAUUCGAUACUCAGAACGUGUAGUUAAAACCUUUUUAAAAGACUUUCAAAUCCAGUCAGAUAAAGUGCUUUGUAUCAUUAAUAUCUUAAUUUGUAUGUUAGAGUGUAUUACAUUUAAAUAAAAUCACAAAUGAA
Messenger RNA from Mizuhopecten yessoensis (Yesso scallop), 721 nucleotides. Its product is annotated as transmembrane protein 11-B, mitochondrial-like. The record is from RefSeq and is a predicted model, not a curated record. Bases 50 to 586 code for a protein of 178 amino acids. Gene Ontology annotation, biological process: inner mitochondrial membrane organization. NCBI's taxonomy places the organism in Eukaryota, Metazoa, Mollusca, Bivalvia, Pectinida, Pectinidae. Gene Ontology annotation, cellular component: mitochondrial inner membrane. The transcript is spliced from 2 exons.